UUUCGAUUAGUAUUGGCCCAGAGCCAGAGGAGCCUAGUCAGCGCACGGAGACCGACAAAAUGUUAGUUCUGGUGUCACUGUUCCUGAUUCCGCUAGGCACUUACCUGUACCUCACCUGGCACCACAACUACUGGCGCAAGCGCGGCCUAAUCACAGCUCGUCCGCUUGGCGUACUGGGCACUUAUCCGGGCCUCCUGACCCGGAAGAGCAACCUAGUCACCGACGUGCAAAAGAUUUACGACCAAUACAAGGAUAAACACAGAGCCGUGGGUGUUUUCGUGACCCGCCAGCCGCAGAUCCUGGUCCUUGAUCCUGAACUGGCCCACGAGGUAUUGGUUGGGAAUUUUCGCAGCUUCAAGGACUCCUUGACUAGUUCUUACAUCAAGCAUGCCAAAUGGGACAAGUAUGCCCCUCUCAAUCCUUUCUGGGCUGCUGGUGAAUCCUGGCGGCGACUUCGCACGGACGCCCAGGCGGGCAUAUCCAGUCAUCGGCUGAAGCAGGGCUAUGCCAUCUGGGAGCAGGGCGGAAAAAUGUUAACGGACUACAUGACCCGCCAGGUGACGGACCAUAGCCAGAUCCUGGAAACCAGAGAUCUCUGCUUUCGCUACACGGCCCAUGUAAUGGCGGACUUCAUAUGGGGCAUUGAUGCUGGAACCCUUACGCGACCCAUGGAGAAACAAAAUAAGAUCCAGCAGAUGGCCAUCCGGUGGACCAGUUACGCCUUCUACAUGAUCUCUAUUUUUAUGGCCUCCAUCGUGGCGCCCUGUGUCCGGCGCCUGCUGCGCUUUCGUUUCUAUCCGAAGGAAACGGACGAGUUCUUCUCCAACCUGACCAGGGAGUCCAUUGAGUUGCGUCUAAAGGACGGCAGGGAUGCUGCUCGCAAGGAUUACCUCUCCCAUCUGCUGCAACUCCGUGAUCAGAAGCAGGCCACCCAUGACGAACUGGUGGGUCAUGCCCUGACUGUACUACUGGAUGGAUACGACACCACUGGUGCGGCUCUCCUACACGCUCUCCAUUAUUUGUCCGAACAUCCAGGAGCUCAGAAAAAGUUGCGAACGGAAAUCCUGGCUGGCUUGGGAACCGACAAGAGCCUGGACUUUGAGAAGUUGUGUUCGCUUCCAUAUCUGGAGCAAGUGGUUUACGAAUCUUUACGACUUAGCAGUUUGAUACCUCAAUACACAAAAGUCUGUACACAUCCCACAAUAAUUCAGUUGAAUGAAGUCAAAAGGCUUGAAGUUGAGGAGGGCGUGACGAUCAUGAUACCCAACUAUCAGUUUCAUCAUGACAAACAAUACUUUCCCGAACCCGAAGUGUUCAGGCCCGAACGCUUCGACAACGGGGCCUAUCAAGAGUUAAUGAGGAAGGGUAUCUUUCUCCCAUUUAGCGAUGGUCCUCGCGUUUGUAUGGGUAUGCGCUUGGCUUUACUGACUUUGAAAUCAGCCUUGGCUCACAUUGUCAGUGAGUUUGAAGUGUUAAGAGGCAGAGAACGGUUGGUACCCAACGAAGACGCUGGCUUCGGGAUCGUGCUGCAGGGAAAUGUUAAUCUCGAAUAUCGCCGACUUCAGAGAUAGAUCUUAGCAAUCAAGCUUUUGUUUAUAUAUUAAAUGCGAAAAAUAUAAUAUACGAUUUGUGGCUGCCUCUAAUAAAUACACUUAAUAAAUUAAAAGUCAUGCCUA
Molecule: messenger RNA, 1676 nt
Organism: Drosophila kikkawai
Lineage: Eukaryota; Metazoa; Arthropoda; Insecta; Diptera; Drosophilidae
Gene: Cyp309a2
Product: Cytochrome P450 309a2
Molecular function (GO): heme binding; oxidoreductase activity, acting on paired donors, with incorporation or reduction of molecular oxygen; iron ion binding
Source: RefSeq, a predicted model, not a curated record